Molecule: messenger RNA, 1210 nt
Organism: Amoebophrya sp. A120
Lineage: Eukaryota; Dinophyceae; Syndiniales; Amoebophryaceae
Source: the annotation of a GenBank genome assembly
AGAUCUUCUGCCUUCAACAUCAACAGUUUCUCUUCUUUCCACUUCCUCCCGCUCAGGAGGUUUCUCGGUAGAUCGCAUGGUUUUAUUUUCGUCUGUAAGAAGGAAAUAUUGAUACACUCACCUCUAACUAUGGGCGUUGGCCAUUCUUAUUCGAGGGACUCCAAUUUGAUUUCGCGGUGGCGCUUGUCGGAGCAUAUUUCGCAUUGGUAUUGCACCCGCAUGUCUCGUAAUCGGAAUCAAACUACUUUGCCUUUACCUUGACUCGAAUCCAACAUACGGCUCUGAAGACCCGAUAGGAAACAAAUUUCAACUCGAAGAUGCGGCAGUUGUUUCAGGCCUCGCACGUUGCCCGAUUUUCCGAUGGUUUUGCCAACAUCGGGUGGCGGUGGAAGCAAAAGAUAGUUCGGGCGCAACGCAACGCACGCAAACAGCAGAUCGCGGACGCAUUUGGGCAGGUCGAGACUUGCUACGCAAGAGCCCGGGAGAAGCUGGUGGACGCAAUGCGGGAGCAGGCCGGGGUGCGAGCACAAGCCUCGGCUAAAACUGGGAAGGAGAAGCUUAUCCAAGAAUACGCCGGCUCGGGUCUCGGGGGACAGAACCUCUUCGGCAAAGUAUUACAGUGAAAAAUGCCCCCCACCCCUAAAAUUGCAAAAAUUUGUGAUGCGAAGUUUCCAAAUGAAAACUUUUUGUCAUGCAUGAAAGGAGUAUGAAUCUUUCUGAUGCAGGGCUUAGGCGUGUAACGCAUCGCUUGCAUGACAAGCGCCGCUCUUGCUGGGAUCUUUUGCAAUGCAAAUUUUUGCUAUUCACGAUCGUAAAUCUGUGAUGCUGAUACAUGCAAGAGGGCGAAUGUUUCAUUUGGAAAGGUUUGCAAUACAAAUGCUUUCAAGUUCGGGGGUGGGGGUAUUUUUCAUUGUAAUACAAAGAUUUUUAUCCCCUAUCCGCGAGACAAACUCUGUGCACAGCCCCGUCCUCUUGCACGGAUAUUAACGAAAGAACAGCUUUGUUUCUGCAAGAGACCCAGGCUGCUCACGAACGAAUCGACGCACGGAUGCUGGCACUACAAAAUUAUGCGGUUGCGAAGGUUGUGUCAGAGAUGUCGCGCAGAGACACGACGCACAUAAGAAAAUACAAAUUAGUGCAAAGCCGCUGGAUAGUAUAUAUAAACUUCUUCUGGAAAAAAGUUUUUUUCGCCGUCUUCCGCAACCUGUAA